AUGGAAGGAAUUAUGAAAACAGAAGAAGAAGAAAACAUGCAAAUAGAAGAGUCGAAAAAAAGAAGACAAGAAGAAGAAGAACCGGAAAAAAAAAUAGAAUCGAAAGAAAGAAAUGUAAAAGAACCAAUUCGACAAACUGAAAGUGAGAGAAAGGGAGAUGAACAAGAAGAAGAAGAAGAAAGUAUAGUAAUCUCAGGCCCAGGUGCAAGCUCAUAUGACUGGCUUAAAGAGAAAGAAAUUGAAGUGAAAAAAACCAAAAAAGAUAAAGAAGCACUAAUAGAAAGAAUUGCGAGAGAUGAGAUUAAAAGCAUUAGAAAAGAGAUACAAGAAAUCGGAAAAAGAAACCAACAAAACUCAGUAGCAGAGAUAGCAUAA
This is a messenger RNA of Ambispora leptoticha, 375 nucleotides long. The record is from the annotation of a GenBank genome assembly. NCBI's taxonomy places the organism in Eukaryota, Fungi, Glomeromycota, Glomeromycetes, Archaeosporales, Ambisporaceae.